This is a messenger RNA of Sphenostylis stenocarpa, 1239 nucleotides long. Lineage: Eukaryota; Viridiplantae; Streptophyta; Magnoliopsida; Fabales; Fabaceae. The record is from the annotation of a GenBank genome assembly.
AUGGGGAUACUGCACGACGACGUAGUGAUUAUCAGGGAGGCAGAGAAAGAAGGUGAAACUACCAUCAUAACCGUCAACUGCCCCGACAAGACCGGUCUAGGUUGUGAUUUGUGUCGUAUAAUUCUCUUCUUCGGUCUUAGCAUUGUACGAGGAGACGUGUCCACUGACGGGAAAUGGUGCUACAUAGUUUUCUGGGUGGUGGGGAAGCAAAGGACCAGGUGGAGUUUGUUGAAGAAGAGGCUAAUUGAGGCGUGUCCUUGUUGUUCCUCAGCUUCUGGGAUUUCAUAUUACCGUUCAGAAUUGCAACCUCCUAAACCUCCUGAUGUAUUCCUCUUGAAAUUUUGUUGCCAUGAUCGAAAAGGCCUUUUACAUGAUGUUACAGAGGUUCUUAGUGAGCUAGAGCUCAUCAUACACAAAGUGAAGGUAUCUACUACACCUGAUGGCAAAGUGGUGGAUCUGUUUUUCAUCACGGAUACCAGGGAACUUUUACAUACAAAGAAGAGAAGGGACGAUACAAUUGAACAGCUGUCAGUUAUUUUAGGGGAUCCCUUAAUUACUAUUGACAUUGAAUUGGUUGGCCCAGAGAUUACUGCUUGUUCUCAAGCAUCUCCGUUCCUUCCAAGUUCAAUCACAGAAGAUAUCUUUGAUUUGGAAUUACCUGGUUCAUUACGAAGUGGGACUUCCACAUCUGAUUCUGUUUCUAUUGGGAUUGACAAUUCGUUGAGUCCUGCUCACACGCUUGUCCAAGUUAUAUGUCAAGAUCAUAAAGGUCUUCUUUAUGACAUCAUGAGAACUCUGAAGGACUACAAUAUUCAGAUUUCUUAUGGGAGAUUCUCAACAAAACCCAGAGGAAAAUGUGAGCUUGACUUGUUCAUAGUACAAGCAGAUGGGAAAAAAAUAGUUGACCCCAGCAAGCAGCAAUCUUUGUCAUCACGCCUUAGGAUUGAACUACUUCAUCCCCUCAGAGUAAAUGUUGUAAGCAGGGGCCCUGAUACAGAGCUGCUGGUUGCAAACCCUGUGGAGUUGUCUGGCAAAGGACGACCCCUCGUUUUUUAUGAUAUUACUCUUGCUCUCAAAAUGCUUGGCCCCUGCAUCUUUUCGGCUGAAGUUGGAAGACAUGUGAUUGGAGAUCGGGAGUGGGAAGUUUAUAGAAUCUUGCUUGAUGACGGGGAGGGUUUAUCUGUUCCAAGGAACAAGAUUGAGAAAGGAGUUUGGAAGAUGUUGAUGGGUUGGGUGUGA